AUCCCUAGCAGCGCCAACGGGGGUUCCAGGACGCACACAGAACACCACAUCGGGGAAACCUGUACUUCUCCGUAGCUUUGAAAAUGCAUUGUUGCAUUUUCGGACACCUAGAGGAGUAAAUUCUUAAAAUGUGCACCAAGCUGGUGUGGCUGGGUGUGUACCCCUGCUAGGAAGUUAUUGGGGAAUUUGGACCUCUAUUGGAGACCUUUAUACCUCCUCAUCGGGGAACCUCUGACGCCUCAAUGGACUUUUCCGGACUGUCAAUCAAACCAUGGCUAGGUAUACGCGCGUGUCCUACAAACACUGUUGUCUCACAAACGCACGUGUUUACCUACAUUUGCGCUAUUGUUUUUGUAUAAUUAUUUUUUACACAUUGGCCAAUAGCAUGAAGGAACGGCAUAAGGUUUAAUAUUAAAUGACUAUAAUACAAAUAUCAUUAUUAUGUUUACGUAGGUCCAAGCAACAGACAAACUGUCCACUAUUCGCAACAUGCUCUCGACUACUGGAAUCUUUUUUAGUACAAACGAUUGUUACUUAGGAACGAUGGAUGCAGACUUCUGUUCGUCAAGACCCACAGAAACUCAGUAUGUUGGAACUGUUUACGAUUUGCGGAUUGAUUCAAUAUAUCCAAACGUAACAAAUUCGAACGAGUUGUUGGCUAAUGUGUCCUGGCUACCACCAUUGCAAAUUAACCCGCAGUAUGCACUUAUUGGAUAUCAUGGGAAUUACAUAGAUGCAGAGGAAUCCACCAACGUCAUUCUCGGAUCAGUGCUGCAUAAUAAUAAUUCAAGAAAGGAGGUUCGCUAUUCUGUGCUUUUAGAAGGACUGCAGAAGGAUAAAUCAUAUACGUUAAAGAUUGCUGCCUUUGUAACAAAGGAAGGUGAUAUAACUGUAAUGGGAAAACCUGCCGCUAUAACGAUUGAAACGCCAGAAUCUGUCAAUAUUCCGACUACGGUCAUACACGGGGGUACGCGGGAGAUUAUGACGGAACCAACCCAUCUUCAGAAAACGUCGACACUUCAAUUUAGUAAGGCGCCCAACACAAAAUCCCCGCCUCAAUCUUCGUCUAAUGGAGGAUGGAUGGACGAGAACCAAACAGUAGUUGUCGCGGUGAUCAUUUGUGCUUCAUUGCUUGUCGUUGGUUCGUUAGCUUUUGCUUGCUACAUUGCCCAAGUUAAAGAAGAAAAGGUCGACCAUCGACACAAAAUGAUUUCCGUAAGGAAGAUCGGCAACGAGUACAUAUAUAACUAAUAUGCGCUAUUGUGCAGUAUCUAUUACAAGAUAAUGUUAUUCAUCGGGGAAAAAAUCCCUAUAAUUUGAAUAUUUGAAUUCAUGCAACCUAAGCCUACCGUCAAAUCAUGGAAAUUUACAAAAAUGA
Anneissia japonica is the source of this 1378-nucleotide messenger RNA. RefSeq lists its product as uncharacterized. Gene Ontology annotation, molecular function: protein binding. The transcript is spliced from 7 exons. The record is from RefSeq and is a predicted model, not a curated record. NCBI's taxonomy places the organism in Eukaryota, Metazoa, Echinodermata, Crinoidea, Comatulida, Comatulidae. Bases 490 to 1251 code for a protein of 253 amino acids.